Molecule: messenger RNA, 1605 nt
Organism: Solanum tuberosum (potato)
Lineage: Eukaryota; Viridiplantae; Streptophyta; Magnoliopsida; Solanales; Solanaceae
Exons: 8
Coding region: 219-1346 (375 amino acids)
Biological process (GO): phosphatidylcholine biosynthetic process
Source: RefSeq, a predicted model, not a curated record
UUGAAAUAAAAAUGAAGUAAGACAUAAAAGGAUACGACGCCUUACGUGUAUACAUGGAAUUGUGUGCUCUGCAAAAACAAAUGAAGGUUGGCAAUGGCAGAUUUAUUUAACGAUCAAUCAUCAACUCUCUCUAUCAACAUAAAUUAACCAUUCCUCAAUUCGAGAUAUUUAAUCCAAUAUUAAAUCGGCAAACUACCCAUAUUCAUUCAUUCACACAAAUGUCAAGUAACGAAGAAUCCAUGGAAGAUAGCAAUGGUCAUUCAUUCGGCAAGGUCAAACAGCGUUUCAAAGAUCGAUCUCAGAAAACCAAGGAGAAGACGAAACAGAUCUUGUCAAAACAAGCUGCACAGAUCGCUAAACGGGCUGAGGAACAUGAACGAUUCAUCAACAAGGUGACUCAUCUGAUGGGUGUUCUUGGGUUUGGGGCAUUUUGCUUUAUUUUGGGUGCAAGGCCUAAGGAUAUUCGAUAUGUUUACUGUUUGUUCUAUGUCAUCUUUGUUCCUCUGAGAUGGAUCUACUAUAGAUACAAGAAAUGGCAUUACUAUCUUUUGGACUUCUGCUAUUAUGCAAACACAAUUUUCUUAGUCACACUUCUGUUUUUUCCUACUAAGGAGAAGCUAUUCAUGGUUUGUUUCUCAUUCGCUGAGGGACCUCUAGCAUGGGCAUUGAUUGUUUGGCGGUGUAGCUUAGUGUUUAGUUCAGUGGAUAAAAUUGUCAGUGUCUUCAUACAUCUUUUACCUGGGUUGGUUUUCUUCACAAUUCGCUGGUGGGAUCCUGAGUUUUUUGGAGCUAUGCAUCCCGAAGGGACUCCAGAACGAGCAUCAUGGCCUUAUGUAGAAAGCCAGUCCUACCUUUGGACUUGGCUAUUUUGGGUACCGUUAGCUGCAUACUUUCUCUGGCAGGUUCUCUAUUACCUCAUAGUAGAUGUCCUACGUCGACAGAGGUUUCUGCAAGACCCUGAAGUCAUGACAUCUUACAGGGAGCUGUCCAAAAAAGCAAAGAAAGCGAACAACGUAUGGUGGCGUGUUAGUGGUUUGCUCGGGGAUCAGAAUCGCUUGCUUAUGUAUAUUCUGCUUCAGGCCGUAUUUACUAUAGCAACUACAGCGCUCACGGUGCCCAUAUUUCUGUCAUAUAAGUUGCAUGUUGUAUUCCAAAUAUUCAAAGUUUCAGCAUCUAUAUGGAAUGGUGGAAACUUUAUGCUUGAUGUGAUGCCCAGACAAGUGAUUCUCAAGGAGGAAAAGAAAAAAUCAAAGAUGUCAACUGUCCCCGACCAGAACGAUGAGAUUUCUUUACAGGAGAGCGCAACGGAAACCAACAACACUUCUGAAACAGUUCAUUCUGAAUAAUGGAACUAUCUGAUUUGGAGUGUUCAUCAUCUGACUUAGCUGUUGUUAACUUUUCUAUCUGCUUUACACAUGAAUGAAAGGUUUAAGUUCUGUGACUCACAAGUUGUAGAUUUGGUGAAAGGAAAAAUGAACCAUCUUCAUUCUAUUGUGAAUUUGUAAUUGAGAUCAAUCUAGGUGCUCCAGCCAAUAGAUAUCGCUAUGAGUAGUUUAUUUUUGUCCUGGUGGAAUUAUUAUAUUAUUAAUACAAGCUUAAUGAUUA